Messenger RNA from Mangifera indica (mango), 2121 nucleotides. RefSeq names its product BTB/POZ domain-containing protein At5g48130. The record is from RefSeq and is a predicted model, not a curated record. Gene Ontology annotation, molecular function: protein binding. Lineage: Eukaryota; Viridiplantae; Streptophyta; Magnoliopsida; Sapindales; Anacardiaceae.
AUGGAAGCUGUUAGCUCAAAAGAUAGUUCAUCAGUGGCCUCAAGUCCCUUUUCUUCACCCAACAUCAGUGCCCUGCUAAAGAUUAAGAUAGUUUCAUGGAGCCAAGAGACUGGUUUGCCUGUUUCUACGAUUCGAGUUGGCAACAGAACUUUCAACCUGCACAAGUACCCAUUAUUCUCAAAGAGUGGAUACUUCAAGAAAAGAUCACUGAGUGAAACAAACGAGCAUGAGUUACCUCAAAAUUUUCCUGGAGGGCCAGAGACUUUUGAGAUGAUUGCAUUAUUCAUCUAUGGUUCAUCCACGUUGAUUGACCCUUUCAAUGUAGCAGCCCUGAGAUGUGCAGCAGAAUUUCUUGAAAUGACAGAAGAACACUGCUGUGGCAAUCUCUGUGAGCGCUUCGAUCUAUAUCUGAACCAAGUGGUUCUGCAGAGUUGGGAUGCUACUCUUAUUGUCCUUCAAAGAUGUCAAACAUUACUUCCCUGGGCUGAAGAGCUCUUAAUUGUAAGCCGCUGCAUUGAGUCCUUGGCCUUUAUGGCUUGCAUGGAGAUUCUUGACCCAGAAAGGAGACGGGAGAAACCAAUGGUUACAUUGGAGGCUUUGGUCAGUCAAGCCUGGUGCUGUGAAAGACUGAAGGGAACUGUUAGCCAGGACCUGUGGAUAAAAGAUCUCAUAGCUCUUCCAUUUGGAUUCUUCAGAAGAAUAAUAGGAUCCUUGAGAAGGCAGGGAAUGAAAGAUAAGUUUGUGAAUCCAAUCAUUGUAUUCUAUGCAAACAAAUGGGUGCUUUCCAAGAAGACACACCAAUUCUGGAAGAAUUCAGAUGAGAAAAUUGGGGACAACACCACAAAAAGCAAAGGUUCGGAAAUCUUACUAGGCAUUCUAGAUUUACUUCCUUCAGGAGGAAAGGCUAGCAGAACGAUACCAGUCGGAUUCUACUUUGCAUUGCUUUCUAGAUCACUAGAAAUUGGUGUGACAAGUGAUAGCAGGGAAAAGCUGCAAGAACAGAUUGCCUUUGUUUUGCACCUUGCCCAGGUGGAAGAUUUUCUCCUUCCAGAAACUGAGACAGGGUCAAUUUCUUUCAGCAAGGAGUUGGCUAUUAUGGAGAGCAUAUUUUCAACACAUGUCUCCUUUAACAUGGAGACUCAUCAUACCCCAGCAAGCAACGCAAUUGUUGCACAAUUAUGGGAUACAUACCUCUGCCACAUAACUUCAGACCCAAAAAUGGGGCCUAAAAGAUUCAUGGAACUUAUUGAGACAAUUCCAGUAUCCUGGAGACACAGCCAUGAUCAACUCUACAGAGCAAUGAACAUCUUUCUACAGGGUCACAAGCAUAUAUCCCAGGAAGAAAAGGGUUUAGUAUGCAGACACCUCAACUGCCAGAAGCUAUCACAAGAGGCAUGCAUUGAAGCUGUCCAAAAUGAGAUGAUGCCACUGCGUUUAAUUGUCCAGGCUCUUUUUGUUCAACAGCUAAACACACAUCAGGUUUUCAAAGAUUGCUCCGACUCAUUUAGGUACAUGCAUUAUGGUGACUUCUCUAGGAGCUUACCGAGUACAAGAUGUCCAAACUCCAAAACCCUAGAUCAGGUAGAGAGCCCAUUUACAGAUGGAAUGGAGCCAGCCAGCAGACCUUUGAGCUUCUUGCUAACAGAAGACAUCGCAACGCAUUCUUGUGAAUUCUCAAAAAAGGAUUUAGAGUCUACAAGCUUCAGAAUUCAGAACCUUGAACAAGAACUUAUGUCAUUAAAGAGAAGUCUUCAAAUGCAGAACAUUUCAAAGAAAGCAGAAACAAUUUCAACCAAACCACAGAACGCAAGAUUCUGCAGCGUAGAGAGUCGAUCACUGAGCAAAAAGAGGAACCCACUUGGGCAAGUAACGAGUUGCAUUGGGUCUGUGAAUUUUUCUUCACAGAGAAAAUAUGCCAGUAGGCUACUGAGGGUGUUUCGUCGUAUCACUUCCUUUGGAAGCAGAAAAUCAAAGAGAAAACCAGGUGCAUCCAGUGUAUGGUCCAAAUCAAAUCAAUCUAGCUGAAUAAAUAUAUGCAUGAAAUGUGCUCAAACUAUGCAGAAUCGUUUUGAGAAAACCACAAAGGCCAUAUAAUCAAUUGCUCCUCAAAGUUUUGUUAAA